Molecule: messenger RNA, 3677 nt
Organism: Anolis carolinensis (green anole)
Lineage: Eukaryota; Metazoa; Chordata; Lepidosauria; Squamata; Anolidae
Gene: mib2
Product: MIB E3 ubiquitin protein ligase 2
Exons: 20
Coding region: 491-3349 (952 amino acids)
Biological process (GO): protein ubiquitination
Cellular component (GO): cytoplasm
Molecular function (GO): zinc ion binding; ubiquitin-protein transferase activity; protein binding
Source: RefSeq, a predicted model, not a curated record
CCAGGGCGCCGGGGAGGAGGCCGGAGGAGCCUCGGACUCGCCCACCAGCAGCAGCAGGAGCACCAGCCCCGAGGGCGGCAUGGCGAGGAGGAGGAGGAGGGCCUCGGCCCCGCCUUCCCUCCCUCCAGGAGGUGUCGCCGUCCCACGGGCGGAAAGGGAGGCGAAGAACUAAAACCGCCCCUGGGCCGGGAGGAGCCGGGCGCGGUGCCUGCCGGGAAGUGUAGUCCCCGCCUCGGGACGGCGUGGCGGGCCUGCGGGGGCCGAGGCGCGUCGGAGGAACUACGCCUCCCAGCAUCCCGCGCGCCCUGCAGGCUUAGCGCGGAGAAGCCCCUCAGAGGAGGACGAGGCUGGCUGAGGCAGAGAGAGAGAGAGAGAGGAGUGCGUCGCCUCUGAGGAGAGGAGCAGCCAGACAAACUUUCCCGUUUCCGCAAUGCCUCUGUGCCGAGAGCCCACCGGCCCGUGGUCAAGCUGAGGCGGCUUUUCCCGGGCAAUGGACGUGGACCUCUACGCUAGCAUGCAGGUCGGGAUGCGGGUGGUCCGUGGGCUGGAUUGGAAGUGGAGCAACCAGGACAACGGCGAAGGGAAUGUCGGGACGGUCGUGGAGAUCGGCCGGCAAGGCAGCCCGACCACGCCGGACAAGACGGUGGUGGUCCAGUGGGAUCAUGGCACCCGCACGAAUUACCGGACCGGCUUCCAAGGAGCGUACGAUCUCCUUCUGUAUGAUAACGCACAAAUAGGCGUCCGCCAUCCCAACAUCAUUUGCGACUGCUGCAAGAAGCACGGGAUCCGUGGGAUGCGCUGGAAGUGCAAGAUCUGCUUCGACUACGACCUGUGCAUGCAGUGCUACAUGAACAAUAAGCACGACCUCUCCCACGCCUUCGAACGCUACGAAACGGCCCACUCGCGCCCAGUUACUGUGAGUCCGCGACAAAACUUGCCACGCAUCACUUUGAAGGGAACAUUUCAGGGCGCAAAAGUGGUCCGGGGCCCCGACUGGGAAUGGGGCAACCAAGACGGCGGCGAAGGCAAAACGGGGCGCGUGGUGGACAUCCGUGGCUGGGACGUGGAGACCGGGCGGAGCGUGGCCAGCGUGACGUGGGCCGACGGCACCACCAACGUCUACCGAGUGGGGCACAAGGGGAAGGUGGACCUCAAGUGCAUCGCAGAAGCGUCCGGAGGGUUUUACUACAAGGAGCAUCUCCCAAAAUUAGGCAAACCGGCCGAGUUGCAGAAAAAGGAGAGCACGGAGAGGCACCCGUUUCAGCACGGAGACAAAGUGAAAUGCCUCCUCGACAUCGACAUUUUGCGGGAGAUGCAGGAAGGCCACGGGGGCUGGAAUCCCAAAAUGGCCGAGUUCAUCGGCCAAACCGGGACCGUGCACCGGAUCACAGACCGAGGAGACGUGCGGGUCCAGUUCAAUAGUGAUACGCGGUGGACGUUUCAUCCCGGAGCUCUGACCAAGCUGAACGCAUUUUGGGUCGACGACGUUGUCCGAGUGAUCGACGAUAUGGAAACCAUCAAGCAGUUGCAAGCUGGUCAUGGCGAAUGGACGGAUGAGAUGGCUCCAACCCUGGGGCACAUUGGCAAGGUGAUCAAAGUCUUUGGAGACGGAGACUUGCGGGUGUCCUUUGCCGGCCAGUCCUGGACCUUCAACCCGGCCUGCUUGACCGCCUACCAGAGAGAGGAGGACGCCAACCUCAUGACCACCGAAGAUGCCAAGGAGUCCAAAAGCACGUUGCUCUCUGUGUUGGGAAGGCUGCUCUCCCAGAAAACGGAGUCCGACAACCCUGGCCGGCUGGUCAUCGAGGCCGCCCAUGGAAACGCCUCCAAAGUUCACGAUCUGGUUCAGAAAUACCCCGAAAAGGUGGAUACCAAAAACCAGGGCCGGACGGCCUUGCAGGUGGCUUCGUACCUGGGCCAGGUGGAAGUGGUGAAGAUCUUGCUGCAGGCUCACGCCAACGUCAACCUGCGGGAUGAAGAAGGAGACGCGGCCCUUCAUUACGCAGCCUUUGGAAACCAAGCGGAGAUCGCCCGGGUGCUGCUCAGCAAAGGCGCCAACGCCGAUCUCCUGAACAACGGCAAGUGCACGGCCCUCUACAUCGCGGUCAACAAAGGCUUCACGGAGGUGGUGCAAGCCUUGUGCGAAAACCAGUGCAACGUCAAUCUGCCGGAUUCCUAUGGAGACACCCCGCUCCAUUACGCCAUCACGGCCGACUUCAAAUGCAUCAUCGAAGCCCUCACCGAAGUCCCCAGCAUCGAUUUCACCAUCCAGAACCGGCAGGGCUUCAACCUGCUGCACCAUGCGGCGCUCAAGGGGAACAAACUUGCCGUCAAGAAGAUCCUGGCCAGAGCCCGGCAAUUGGUUGACACCAAAAAAGAAGACGGAUUCACCGCGCUCCAUCUGGCAGCCCUGAACAACCACAAGGAGGUGGCCGAGAUCCUGAUCAAAGAGGGCCGGUGUGACGUCAACCUGAAAAACAACCGCAACCAGACCCCUCUGCACCUGGCGGUGACGCAGGGGCACAUGGAGAUGGUGCAGGCGCUGGUGCAGGAGGGGGCCGACGUCAACGCCGAGGACGAGGACGGGGACACGGCCAUGCACAUCGUGCUGGAGAGGGAGCACGUGGCCUCGGCCGCCGAGCAGCAGGAGGGCGAGGAGAGCCUUUACGCCAAGCUCCAGGCCUCCGGUUUCCUCGCCAACGUGGAGCUGAACGUCGGGACGGCCAUCGCCUGCUACCUGGCGCAAGAAGGGGCCGACGUCAACUACGCCAACCAUCGGGGCAAGUCGCCCCUGGACCUCGUCACGGACGGAAGCAUCAUGCAGCUCAUCAAAAACUUCUCCCAAAAUUUCAGAGAGCACCAAGGCUCCUCGGAGGGCCCCACGGUGACCUGCAGCCUGCGCCGAGUCCAGGCCACCCCCAACACCAUGACCAACCUGAGCGUGGCCAAGCUGAGCGCCCCUUCCGAGUGCCUCGUCUGCUCCGAGCUGGCCCUGCUCGUCCUCUUCUUCCCCUGCCAGCACAGCAUUGUCUGCGAAGAGUGCUCCAGGAGGAUGAAGAAAUGCAUCAAAUGCCAGGUGAACAUUACCAAGAAGUUAAAACAAGACAGCUCCGAGGUGGAGUGCAGCCCGGGUUCGGAGCCCACGGACCAGCAGAAGCAGCUGAUGGAGGACCUGCAGAACCGCUACCGGCAGAUGGAGGAGCGCAUCACCUGCCCCAUCUGCAUCGACAACCACAUCAAGCUCAUCUUCCAGUGCGGACACGGCUCGUGCCACGAGUGCAGCGCCGCCCUGGCCGUCUGCCCCAUCUGCCGACAGACCAUCCGGGAGCGGAUACAGAUGUUCGUCUGAGGGGCUCCUCUGCGGGGCGACGUGGUGCAGUUUUCGAGUUGUGAGGGGUUUCUCGCCCUCGUUUUCUUCAUCGCCUUAUCCCGCUUCGAGAGCGGAGACCUGCGUUAUCUUCACAAGACGGCAAUAGUUCUUUCCGUUCCAUGGAAAAGCAAUACUCUUUUAACGUGGUGAGACUUGCAUCGGUGAGAUUUGCACCGGAAACCCCGGAUUUCAUGGAGUGUGAGUGGGGAAGGGAUCGGGGGGUGUGGUGCGAAUGGUGUGCCUUCGAGGUUGAGUAAUGAAUAUUGACCGGCAAAAAAUACAACAUGUCAACAGAAGUAUUCUUCUA